Molecule: messenger RNA, 810 nt
Organism: Cladophialophora bantiana CBS 173.52
Lineage: Eukaryota; Fungi; Ascomycota; Eurotiomycetes; Chaetothyriales; Herpotrichiellaceae
Exons: 2
Coding region: 1-810 (269 amino acids)
Source: RefSeq, a predicted model, not a curated record
AUGGCUCAAUCUCUUCCGCCCGAACCCAAGAUACUGUCUCCUCACCAGGAAGCAAUGAUUCAGGCAUCGACAAGCACGCUGUUUGCCGCGGCCAUUUCUCAUGGACAGCAAUCAACCGUCCGAUAUCUGCACUCCGUGUAUCCCAAAUUCGACUUCUAUGAUGCCUCAAUCAUCAAUUCGUUCACUGCAACCCCAGACCUGGAAAUGCUCAAAUUGAUUUACUCAUACUCGCCUCGGAUUGUUCGCUAUGAGUGCGGUGAUCACAUAACAACGUUCUUGAGCAUGGCUUGUGAAGGUGGCCCCCAAAAUGCACCAGUUGUUGGCUUCCUCUUGGACCACGGAGCCAUGCCCGACGAUGACUUUGGCAGCUACGCGUACCAAUUUGGAGUAGAACUGCUGCCUGCCGUUCGACACGAUCAGCCAAUAGAAAUCAUUGAGAAGAUGAUUCCUAAGGCCUCUCGUUUGUGGCUUCCUAUCGACGUAGCAAUCAGAAGAAAACGCGUGGACGCCCUCGAGCUACUCUUGAAUGAAGAAGAGAAAAGGAGUAAACCUUCCCCCGAUGGAAAAUAUGAGCAGUCGUUGUUACGCCGUGCGCAAGACACGGAAGACAAGAAGGUCAUCGCCAUGGUCGAACGUUACAUUCUCAACAUGGAGGAGCAAGCGAAGAGGUCUACUGCCAAAGGCCUCCAAUCUACGAGAGUUUCGACAGAGAGCAGGAAAUGGUGGCAGUUUGGUGCAAAGGCGGACUCCAAAAGUAAGGCCGAUGCUAGAGAUUCCAGCAGUGCGCCUCGGACUGAUGCCGAAAAGUGA